Molecule: messenger RNA, 2167 nt
Organism: Anarrhichthys ocellatus (wolf-eel)
Lineage: Eukaryota; Metazoa; Chordata; Actinopteri; Perciformes; Anarhichadidae
Gene: slc35a5
Product: solute carrier family 35 member A5
Exons: 10
Coding region: 102-1385 (427 amino acids)
Biological process (GO): pyrimidine nucleotide-sugar transmembrane transport
Cellular component (GO): Golgi membrane
Molecular function (GO): pyrimidine nucleotide-sugar transmembrane transporter activity
Source: RefSeq, a predicted model, not a curated record
CAGCACGCAUGCGCGGAUUAACCAGGAAGAGCAAUAGUGCAGCUAUGUCUAGGAAUAAAGAGGAACAAUAAGUUUGACUGCAUUCAGAUCCGGUCCUAGCCAUGGUGCGCUGCCAGUCCUGCACCAGGCUGUGCUCCCGCUCCUCGGCCUACACUCUGGCCCUCGGCCUGGGCUUCGUAACUUUGGGGACCAGUCGCAUCCUGCUGCUCAAAUUCUCUGCCAAUGCUGAGAACAAGUAUGACUUCCUCCCUGCAUCCGUCAAUCUACUUGCUGAGUUACUCAAACUGCUCUUCUGUCUGGCCAUGUCAGUUCGGGUCAUAGUCAAAGAGGGUCGAUCAUGCAGAGAUCUUGGCUUUUCUUCCAGCUCCUCCUUCCUCAAUUCCCUGAAAUGGGCUGUCCCUGCUUUCCUCUACUUCCUAGACAACCUCAUCAUCUUCUACGUGAUGACUUACCUGCAGCCUGCCAUGGCAGUGUUGUUCUCCAACUUUGUCAUCCUGACCACAGCUGUACUCUUCAGACUUGUUCUGAAGAGGCGCCUGUCCUGGGUUCAGUGGGCAGCGUUAUCUGUCCUCUUCCUGUCCAUCGUUUCUUUGACGACGGGAUCAGGGAGCAACCAAAACUCCAUCGCUCUGCCAGGUCUCCACUCAAACCCGCUCUCCACCCCCUCCAACUCCUGCCUUCUCUACACACAGCUGCUGGAGCAGAUGAGGAACAGCAGUGCCAGUAAAUCGUGGGUGUCGUCCCUGCCCGGGCAGGCCUGGAGGGACAGGGUGGUGGAGAAGCUUCGCUCUCUGGGUGUGGGUCACAUCCUGCUCGUCCUCCAGUGUUUCAUCUCCGCCAUGGCCAACAUCUACAAUGAGAAGAUCCUCAAAGAAGGAGACCAGCUCACUGAGAGCAUCUUCAUCCAGAACAGUAAACUGUAUGCCUUUGGUGUGGUGUUCAACGGUCUGACCCUUGGGCUCGGCAGUGAGGCACGAGGCCUCACCGAGCACUGUGGCCUCCUCCAUGGACAUAAUGUGUACUCUCUGUGUCUGGUGCUGGUCACUGCUGCCCUGGGUUUAUCUGUGGCCUUCAUCUUAAAAUUCAGAGACAACAUGUUCCACGUGCUGACGGGCCAGAUCACCACUGUUCUGGUUACCGCCUUCUCGCUCUUCCUCUUCGACUUCCGCCCCUCGCUGGAGUUCUUCCUCCAGGCUCCCACGGUCCUGCUGGCCAUCUUUAUCUACAACGCCAGCCGGCUCAAGGACUUGGAAUACAGCCUGCAGCAGGAAAAACUGCGGGUCAUCAACGGAGAGGUGUUUGAGAGGUCCAGAGGGGACGGCGAGGAGCUGGAGCUCCUGACAAAGACCAACACAGACAGUGAAUCCGAGGAAGAGUCUUUGUAGUGCCGGGUCUCUUACGAGACGGAAGGUUUUCUUCUUCACUGCUGCUAAAUGCGAAGCUGCUGUAUAGACUCGUCCUCAUGGUCGCCGAUUCCAUCUGUCAACGCUUUUAUUUCAAUGACUGUCUGCAGGUAAAUGUGAACAAUGGAUUGUGCGAUGAACUCUUGGAUAACUAAGACUAUUGUGUAUAUUUUGUGCCUGUCUAUUUAGGAGUGCUGUCGUGUCAGUAAUACAUUAGCGUGUGUGCCGGUAAACAAUCCUCGCUGUAGUUGCCGUUUGGGAUCAUUAAGGCCUUCUGUUAUGGAUAAUUGAUGUCUUCUAAUGAUUCCUGUUGUAUGUGCAGCUAUUUGGUGAUCGAUGGGUUUAAUGACCAGCAGCCGUACUUCACACGCUUUUAUGAUUGUAUAAGGCUUUAUGCUUGUUUUUGGCGUCGUUGGCAAUCUAUGGUCAAUAUUUAAACAAUGUGAAAAACCGAAGCACCGUAUUCCAGCACAAAAUCAUAAAUUAUAACUUCAGAAACACAUUAGCAGACAACAGGAUCGAUGUUUCCACUACAGUGUACAGAGCUUUCUAUUUUUCUGCUCACUCAGUGUUUUGUCUUAAACUUGAACCAGAGCUACGAGCAUUUACACAAUUCACAAGUUUGGAUGCCUGAACUUCUGAAAGCACAACAAAGGCUCUUGGUUCUCUUCAUUGGCCUUGAACAUUACUUUUUUUGGUCAUAUGGAGGAAUAAUGAUGUUGUUCAACUGUGAAAUGCCAUGAAAUAUAUUUCUUUUAAGAUUC